AUGGACGAGAUUACGGUCCAGUCGACCGGGCAGGGCCAAGUGCAAGUGUACUUCACCACCACAUCUCCUGACAUAGAGCUUCCAGAGGAGAAACGUCAGCUGCGUGUUCCUACUUCCGUUCGAAGAUAUGGCCUCUCGCAAAUCCUCAAUUCGGAGUCUAUGCUCGAUACUUCUGCGCCCAUUCCAUUCGAUUUUUUAAUUAACGGCACGUUCCUCCGCACUACUCUCGACGAGUACCUGAUUGCACAAGGACUUUCCGCCGAAACUACCUUGACUUUGCAGUAUGUGCGAAGUUUAAUACCACCGCUCUACGAAGCCAGCUUUGAACACGAUGACUGGGUCAGUUGCGUGGACGUCCUCUCGGCAAGCUCGAUAGCGGGGACUUGGAAUGGCAACGAAGUGUCUGCGGGACAGGAGCGCGUACUAUCCGGCUCAUAUGACGGGUUAUUGCGAAUUUGGAAUAAAUCUGGACAGACAAUUGCGACUUCAACCUCGGCAAGUGGUGGUGGACAUACAUCGAGUAUCAAAUCGGCAAAAUUCGUUUCUCCUACGCAAAUUGCAUCUUCGGGUCUGGACCGCACGAUUCGGGUAUGGAAGUACGCGGAAGCUGCAGAUGGGUUUUCUGGUGAGCUCAGGCCAAGUCUAGAGCUUUAUGGACACAAGGGAAGCAUAGACUCAAUCGAUGUCCACGGCCCGUCACACCGUGUCCUUUCCGCAUCGUCGGACGGUACCGUUGGCUUGUGGACAACGCAAAAAUCCCUAGCACCAGCUGCUUCGUCUUCUCUUAUCAUGUCUGCUCCAAUCGCGAAACGAAGGAAACUUACGACCCAGACCUCAACCCCGCAGCGGGGUCCCUUAUCCCUUAUUUCCUCCCAUACAGCGCCAGUCACGGCCGCAAUCUUCAACCCUCUAGAUUCAACUGUGGCAUAUUCAGCAUCCCAAGAUCAUACCAUCCGUACAAUCGACCUUACGACAUCGGCCGUGGUCGAUACCCGGACAACGUCGCAUCCGCUACUGUCUCUCACUGCGCUACCUGGCAUAAGCACCCAAUUACUCGCCGCAGGCACAAGCGCCCGGCAUAUCACUCUUUUAGAUCCUCGAAUAUCCGCAUUAUCGACACAAAUCUUAACACUCCGUGGACACACGAACAAAAUUGUAUCAUUAUCUCCAGAUCCAGAAAGCAAUUACGGACUUGUAUCAGGAAGUCAUGACGGCACGUGCCGCGUUUGGGAUCUGAGGAGUACAAGACAAGGCACGAAGGAUGAAGGAGGCGGAUUGGUUGGCGAGGCCGUCUAUGUAGUUGAGAGAGAAACUGAAAAAGGAGGGUCAAGACGGCCGGUGGCCGGAGAAGGUAUUAAGGUAUUCGGAGUUGCUUGGGAUAAGGAGGUUGGAAUCGUCAGCGGAGGGGAAGAUAAGAGGGUACAAAUAAAUAUGGGGAGAGGAGUGACUCGGGCUGAUAGUUCGUAG
Messenger RNA from Venustampulla echinocandica, 1467 nucleotides. RefSeq names its product Ribosome biogenesis protein YTM1. The transcript is spliced from 2 exons. The record is from RefSeq and is a predicted model, not a curated record. Gene Ontology annotation, biological process: ribosome biogenesis. The coding region runs from base 1 to 1467 and encodes 488 amino acids. Gene Ontology annotation, molecular function: protein binding. NCBI's taxonomy places the organism in Eukaryota, Fungi, Ascomycota, Leotiomycetes, Helotiales, Pleuroascaceae. Gene Ontology annotation, cellular component: preribosome, large subunit precursor.